Sinocyclocheilus anshuiensis is the source of this 2838-nucleotide messenger RNA. RefSeq names its product guanylate-binding protein 1-like. Bases 146 to 2119 code for a protein of 657 amino acids. Lineage: Eukaryota; Metazoa; Chordata; Actinopteri; Cypriniformes; Cyprinidae. The transcript has 10 exons. The record is from RefSeq and is a predicted model, not a curated record. Gene Ontology annotation, molecular function: GTP binding; GTPase activity.
ACCGGAGCCAUUCCCUAUCUCACUCUAGACCAAUUAGCAUUAAGAGGGUAAAGUAUCAGGAAGCCACAACAUUUAUACAACUCAGUUACUGAGAUCAAUCUACUGAAGUGAAGUUAAGCAAAAAGCAGCUCCAUCUCCAGUGAACAUGGCCAAACCACUGUCUAUGGACAAACCAGAAUGCUUAAUUGACACAGAGUCAGGUGGGAAGCUGUAUGUCAAGGAGUCAGCACUGCAGAUCCUGCAGAAGAUCGAGCAGCCAGUGGUGGUGGUGGCUGUGGUGGGACUCUACCGCACUGGGAAGUCCUACCUGAUGAACCGCCUCGCAGGACAACAAACAGGGUUUGCAUUGGGCAGCACAAUUGAGUCUAAGACUAAGGGCAUCUGGAUGUGGUGUGUGCCCCACCCCACUAAAGCAGGGACCACUCUGGUGCUGCUGGACACUGAGGGACUCGGAGAUGUGGACAAGGGGGACUCAAAGCAUGACAGCAACAUCUUCUGUCUGGCUGUGUUACUGAGCAGCACUCUGGUCUACAACAGUCGAGGGACGAUUGACAACAGGGCUGUAGAGGAGCUACAAUAUGUCACUGAACUAACAGAGUGCAUCAAGGUCAAAUCAUCAAAUAAUGAUGCUGAUGAUUCGGGCGAGUUUGUGAAGUUCUUCCCUAGUUUCAUCUGGGCUGUGAGGGACUUCACACUGGAGCGAAAGAUUGAUGGCAAUGAUGCAACAGAGGAUGAGUACCUAGAGUUUGCUCUGAAACUGAAACCUGGCACUUCAAAAAAAGUGAUGGAGUACAACCUGCCCAGGGAGUGCAUCCAAAACUACUUCCCCUCCAGAAAGUGCUUCACUUUCCCGUUUCCAACUGCCCCAGAGAAUGUGUCACAUCUUGAAAAGUUGGAUUCUUCUGACAUUUCCUCUGACUUCCUGGAGGUCACAGAAAAUUUCUGCAAGUAUGCCUUUGAGAAGAGUGAAGUGAAAAAGCUGAAAGACGGAAUCACAGUAUCUGGCAGAGUUCUGGGUCAUCUGGCAAAAAAUUAUGUGGACACCAUCUCCAGCGGAGUUGUGCCAUGUCUGGAGAACGCUGUGAUCGCCAUGGCAAAGAUUGAAAAUGAGGCUGCAGUGAAGGACGGGCUUGAAAUUUACCAGAGUGGAAUGGAGAAGCUGAAGGACACCUUCCCGCUAGAACUGAAGGAUGUGUCCUCAGAACACCAACAUCUCAGCAGCACAGCGACACAAACCUUCAUGAAGCGUUCAUUCAGGGACAAUGAUGGGGGGUACCUGAAAACUCUAGAGGAAGAAAUGAAUAAACUCUUUGAUGGAUACCUGCACCUAAACGAGGAGGCUUCAAAGAAAAGAUGUGAGAAUCUCCUGACAACCCUCUCUGCACCAAUGACAGAAAAACUCAAGCAAGGUUUUUAUGCCAUAGCUGGUGGUUAUGUUCUCUUCUCCCAGGACCUUGAAGACAUUGUAAAAAAAUACAAAACCCAAGCCAACAAGGGAGUCAAAGCAGAAGACACACUUGAAGAGUUUCUGAAGCAGAAGUCUGUGGAUUCUAACGCCAUUCUGCAGGCCGACAAAAAACUGACUGAGACAGAGAGAAAGAUUAUGGAGGAAAGAGAGAAAGCUGUUCUCCUGGCUCAAGAAAUAAACACCAAGGAACAGAAACAGCGACAACUAGAGGAGAAGAUGGAAGCAGAGAGAAAGAGUAAUGAAGAGAGGAUGAGGCAGAUGAAGAAGAAGAUGGAUGAGGAGAUAAAACUUCAGAGAGAGGAGGCUGAGCGUGGCAUGGACAGUAAACUGAGGGAGCAGGCUGCUCUGUUGGAGAAGGGCUUUAAUGAGAAGGCAGACAGGAUGACUAAAGAUAUAGAGGAUUUUAAGAGGAAAAACAAGGAAGCAGAAAAGAAAAGUGACAAGCUUUUUAAAAAGGUGAUAGAAAACAUGAACAAAAGACAUGAUGAAACUGUGAAUCUGAUGAUGAGGCAACACAGCGAGCAGAUGAAGACAAUCAUGAGCAUGCAGAGACCAUCAUCCGACUCUUCCGCUCUACUCUUAUGCCUGCUACUUGGUGGUCUCAGUGGCGGCUCAGGCUCAAGCUCAUGCUCAUGCUCAUGUCCCUGUUAAUGCAGCUGUAAGCCAUUUUAGCAUACGCUCUAAAAACUUUUAACUGUGGUGUACUCAAUGUUUAAAGUGUAAAAAUGUUUCAUAAAAAAGAGUACAUUUUAAAUCUGCAAAAUUAUUGAAAUAUACUUUAUGAAUUGAAAAUACUUGCGUAAAAAAUAAAUAAAUAAAGUGGAUCUAAAUAACUACAUUUAGUUAUUACGACAAUGGUGCAAUAGCAAUCCUAGGGUUAAAACCACUAAAGAUAUGAGCAACAGGUUUGAUUAAUUUAACUAAAUAUCUUGAUAUUGAUGAAACUCGCUGACUUUGUAGUCUUGAUGAAACAGCUGCCCAUUUAUUUUGUGAUUGUUGUAUAACCAAUACAUUUUGAAUUGAUUUAAGUUCUUAUAUUUUGAACCCUACUAAUGACAGCCAAAGUUUUAUCCUUAAAGACAUUUAUUAUCAUGAAAACCCCAAAUAGUUAUCUCUUAAAUAUGUUGUUAAUUUCUUUAUUUUAUAUGCAAAUGUUUUCAUCCACAAGCAAAAGUGGCUUAAAUCUCCUUUAUGUUUUCAUCUUUUUCUUGUUGAAUUUUACUCUCGCCUCAUCCCUCAGGCCUAUCAAAAAAAAACAAUUGGCAAUUUUUUGAUCUCAUACUAUGAUGUACGCAAACCCAUGAUAUUCAUGUUUUCUCAUUUUUUGUCAUUAUGAUUGUUCAUUGUUAAAGAUACAGUACAUCUUUCUU